This is a messenger RNA of Striga hermonthica, 763 nucleotides long. Lineage: Eukaryota; Viridiplantae; Streptophyta; Magnoliopsida; Lamiales; Orobanchaceae. The record is from the annotation of a GenBank genome assembly.
GGUUGUGGCUUAUGCUUCCCGUCAGCUAAAGCCGCACGAGGUGAACUACGCGACUCACGAUCUUGAGUUGGCAGCAGUGGUUCACGCCCUGAAGAUUUGGAGGCAUUAUCUGUACGGAGGACACUGCGAGAUUUAUACAGAUCACAAGAGCUUACAGUAUAUCUUCACCCAGAAAGAGCUCAAUAUGCGCCAACGGCGAUGGUUGGAGCUGGUGAAAGAUUAUGACUGUACCAUUAACUAUCAUCCGGGCAAGGCAAACAUUGUUGUCGACGCCCUCAGCCGUAAGGAAAGGGGCGAACUGACUUGUAUGAUCACUCAGCAGUGUCAGUUGAUUCAUGAGUUCGCUCGGAUGCAGCUAGAAGUGGUCGAAUCACCUCCUAAGUUGCCAGUUGUGGGAGGUAUUCGAGCGUUGAGAAUGUGGCCCACGCUACUAGAUAGGAUCCGGAGGGAUCAAGCCUUCGACGAGUUCGUUCGCUCGAUGGGGGCGAAGAUUAAUGCCGGAGGAGCCUACGCUAACAAGCGUAGAAGGGAGCUUGAGUUCGAAGAGGGAGACAAAGUGUUUCUGAAGGUCACGCCGAUGAAAGGCGUUGUACGAUUCCGGAAAAAGUGGAAGCUACAACCCCGAUUCAUAGGGCCAUUAAAUAUUCUCAAACGAGUUGGUGUAACAGCCUACCGUCUGGCGUUACCCCCAGAUCUCUGGGAUGUACACAACGUCUUCUAUGUGUCGAUGUUGAGAAAGUAUGUGUACGACCUGAGCCAUGUA